ACAGUAAAAAUCCAAAAAGAGAACCAAGGUCAAUACCAGUGUACAGUUUUGGCACAACACGCCCUCGAUAAAAGUAGUAAUUCCAACUGAUAACGAUUUCCAAUCAGUACUUGCGAUAACAGAAAUGUCCGAGUUCUGAACUAGCGAACAUCAUGACCACGAUCAAGAAGUAUUUCAAAGAAGAACUGCAAUGGAGAAAUUUAAAUUUGGAACAUUCGCGGCCGGCUGACUUCUACCUGAGCGUUUGGCAGUCGAACCGCUCCACGGCGCCACUCUUAGUGCUGCGGACGUUGCUCUUUCUAGCAUCUCUAGGGAUCACUGUGACGUCCAUUGUGUUAUAUAUUAUUAAUAGCUGGGUUGGAUUUUGGUGGAUCUACCUUACUCAUUGGGGACUCUCUGUUUUAACGCUAGCUACUGGAUUCUCAGUUGCAAUAUCAGCACGUUGUUACUUCUACGGGCCGAUUAGUGGUGAAUAUAGAUUGCCGUGGUAUAUCAAAGUGUACUGGGUGCUGUUCAAUAUUGCAGUACCAUUAUCAUUCCUCAUUACAUUAUUUUAUUGGACAGUACUAUUUGAAGCCAAUAUUGAGGAAGAACUAAAUCAUGGACAUGACGUUGCUGUGCACGGGUUGAACUCUUUGAUAAUGUUCAUUCUGCUGAUAACGUCUUCGCAUCCAAGCCGCAUACUGCACAUCUACCAGCCACUAGUCUUUGCUGUUGUCUACUUCCUGUUCACACUGUUCUAUUACUUAGGCGGAGGCGUAAACAGAGAUGGCCAACCAUUCGUGUAUCCUGUGUUAAACUGGAAUAAAGCCGGACAGACAGUCGGUGUGGGUGUUGUUACUGGACUACUGCUGAUUCUGUUGUAUAUCUUGGUGGUCAGCAUAGCGCUGGCACGGGACGCGGUCUCUAGGAGAUUUGUCAAACCUAGGACCAGUGAACCGCCUGAAGCUGUGCCAUUGAGACAACAAGGACAAUCCGCUGUGUAAAUUAUGAUAUCUCGAAUACUUUUUUAUUAACUAACAUUAUUAAUUAACAUUAUAUUAUUGGUCAGAAAUUUUAAAUUAUUAAAAGUUAAAACGCCUAUUUAUAUAAGUAUGAAAUACUUAAGAAAGAUAUUGUCGUUGUGUCGUCGUGAAAUACUAAAAAAUGAUAUUAAUGUUAUUUUGGAUGGAAUGUUUAAACAACUAUUCCUCUUUAUUUAAUAAAUAAAUAAAAUUAAUAAAUAAUAUAUAACGUAAUUUGUAAAAUGAGUUUUGAAUUGAAUUACUGAACCAUUAAAAAAUACACAGCGUCUACAGCAAGCAAAUAUUGAAACAAUUUUUUGUGCCUUUUUUUUCAAUAAGUCUAAUGUAUUUAAAUAUUGUAGGUUAGCAGUGUCACUUUAACCGUCUCUCUAAAUAAGUACAUUCGACAUAAUAAAAUUGUAUUUACUUCGAAAGUAGGAAGAUAGAAUGGUUUACCAAAUAUAACAUCUCAUGCUUUGGUUGUGUACAAAGAAAUAUCGUCCAAAUACAUAAAAAUCAAUAAUUUACCUGUAAAAUUCUCAAUUAUUCCAAAUAAAGAAUUUACUUUAAAUUCUUAAUUCAUAAACUGGGUGUAAGAAAAAAAUGGCAAAAUUGAGAAUUUUAGAGGUAUAUAAUUAUUGAUCUCAGACCUUACUUAAACCGUCUUAAACGUCACCUAAACAGGUUUUCGUUUCGGAUUUUAAACUUUAAUAAAAAUAGGACUUUUUGUUACGUGAAACGUAAAAAACUUAAUUUAUUGAGAACAAUCAGUUGAGAUUUUGCGCUUUUUUAAAUCAGAAACCGGUUGUAAGUGUAUACCAUCUACCUUUUUAUAGGGUAAUUUGAUAAAUAUGUGUCAUUUAGGGAAAUGAAAUAGUUUGCAUCUAAUUAAUUCAAAUAGUUGUGUUAAUAUUCAACCAAAACUAAAAUAAGCUAAGUGAUAUUUAAAAUAAUUUUUACGCGCUUGUGUGUGUCUGUAUUUUGAAUUCUUUUAUUUAAGUAUUUGUUAGUUUUAUUUUUUAUUAUUUCGAUUGUAGGCAAAGUGAACAUGUAAUGUAAAAAAUUAAUAACUUAUUUAUAUCAAAUUGAUAUUAAAUGUCGGUUAACUUUUAAUUAGUAGUAGUCAUUAUAAAGAAUACAGAUUUUUU
Molecule: messenger RNA, 2152 nt
Organism: Diatraea saccharalis (sugarcane borer)
Lineage: Eukaryota; Metazoa; Arthropoda; Insecta; Lepidoptera; Crambidae
Source: the annotation of a GenBank genome assembly